GAACAACAAGAAAAAGAUUUUUCUGUUAUAACAAAAAGAUCGUGAUAUGGUGACUUGCUUACUUCAUCGAGAUGUUCUUCUUAUCCAUUUCCUUUUCCGAUAAGGAAAAUUAUUAAAUAAAUAAAAAGUAGAGAAAAAUCAAAUAAAAUUUUACUCUUUCUAGAGAGAGAGAAACAGAGUAGUAGAGAGAGAAGGGUCUGCUUUGGCGGUUGGAAGCAGCAGCAGCAGUUGCUAUCAGAACUUUGCUUCAUAUAAACAAAAUCUCAGGAGUUAGAUUAGGCCAACUGUUCUCUUCUCCCUUUCUUUAAUUCUCUUCAAACCAAAGCAAAGAAACAAAACUAAAGCAGAAUACAUAAACAAUCCUUUUUGUUGUUGUCGUCGUUAUGGUUUGAUUCUUAGUAGCCAUCCCUCGCCCAACUUCACCUUCUCUGACAUAAUCACAACACCUUCCCUUUUCUUCUAUCUGUCCCUAUAUAAUCAGUUAAUCACAUAUCGUGGAGUUCGUGUACGGAACUGCGCUUGCCUCUUUUUUUUUUGGUGGUUGCAGAAAGAAGGUCUUAAAUUUUGAAGCUUUGGAAAAAUUUCAAUGGAUACUGUUCAGUCCGAGUCACCUUCCAGUAAUAUCUCCAUCACAAUUUCAUCGUCUUCUUCGUUAUGUACCACACCACCACGAAGUGACAACAGUCAUGUGUCUCCCUCUGUUGUUCAAGAGAGGCUUCCAACUUCCUUCUACUUGAGAUUAGCUAUGAAGGUAUCUAGAGCUAGAUGGUUCAUCUUCUUGAGAAGAGUUUUUCACUACCAGAACGGUUCAAGAUCAGAUCUUGGCUCCAACCCUUUCAACUCCAGCACGUGGAUGAUGUCUGAGCUUAUAGCUCUGUUUAUUCAGCUUACUGUCAUAACAUUCACACUAGCUAUCUCCAAAGAUGAGAAACCCAUUUGGCCGGUGAGGUUGUGGAUCACAGGAUAUGAUGUUGGAUGUCUACUUAGUCUCAUGCUCUUGUAUGGUCGGUUUCGUCAGCUAGACCAUGACCAUGGCGAUAUUGAGCAGCAACAUAGAGGCACAGAAGACAACAGGAGCUCUCAUUUGAUGAAUAGAUGCAGAACGUCGCUAGAGCUUUUCUUUGCGAUUUGGUUUGUGAUUGGGAACGUUUGGGUGUUCGAUUCUAGGUUCGGUUCUUUCAACCAUGCUCCAACUCUCCACGUCCUCUGCGUCUCUCUUCUAGCUUGGAACGCUCUCUGCUAUUCGUUUCCUUUUCUUCUCUUCAUGUUCCUCUGUUGCAUUGUGCCUCUCGCUAGUAGCCUCCUUGGAUACAACAUGAACAUGGGUUCUUCAGACAGAGGAGCAUCUGAUGACCAAAUCUCUAGUCUCCCUAGCUGGAAAUACAAACGAAUCGAUGACAAUGCUUCAGCUCCUGCAACCGAUGAUCCAUGUUGUAUAUGUUUGGGAAAGUAUAAAGACAAGGAUGAAGUAAGAGAGCUACCAUGUUCACAUAAGUUUCAUCUAAAGUGUGUAGAUCAGUGGCUUCGUAUCAUCUCUUGUUGUCCUCUCUGCAAACAAGAUCUUCCCAGAUGAUAAAAGGCAAAAACCCUAAAGCAGACAAGAGCUCAUAAGAGUCAGUCUCUCUGAAUUUAAGUUAUAUAGUUUUUUUCUGGUUUGGUUUCUUCUUUCAAAGGUUUUUUGUUUUUUUUUUUCUUAAUUUGAUAUGAAGCAAGUAGGUUAUUUGUGUGAGUGUCAACUUUUUUGUACAGAAAGAGCUCACCAGUAAUCAAAGUACAUUGUGAGGGAGAUACAUAUCACAAUGCCACAGCAUUUAUAGAAUCUUGAUGUAGACGUAGUAAACUUUUUUUUUUUUUGUCUAAAAUAGACGUAGUAAACUUCAUAUGCUACUUUCUCUUUUUGCCUUAUA
Brassica napus (rape) is the source of this 1907-nucleotide messenger RNA. Its product is annotated as E3 ubiquitin-protein ligase At4g11680-like. The record is from RefSeq and is a predicted model, not a curated record. The transcript has 4 exons. Lineage: Eukaryota; Viridiplantae; Streptophyta; Magnoliopsida; Brassicales; Brassicaceae. The coding region runs from base 587 to 1573 and encodes 328 amino acids.